Molecule: messenger RNA, 1731 nt
Organism: Rotaria socialis
Lineage: Eukaryota; Metazoa; Rotifera; Eurotatoria; Philodinida; Philodinidae
Source: the annotation of a GenBank genome assembly
AUGCGUGUUCCUUACACAUCAUCAAUUUCACAAAUAAGUAAAUUUCUACAAAAUUUAAAUGACUAUCUUGAUUCUGGUGUAUACUGUGAUUUAACAUUUAUAAUUGAUUAUGAAAAAUUCCCAUGCCAUCGUAUAAUUCUUGCUAGCGCAUCGCCUUAUUUUCAAGCAUUACUCACACAUAGAUUUAAAGAAAAUGAUCUCAAUUCAAUUGAACUACGCGAUAUUGAACCUAAAAUAUUUUCGUUACUUCUUCAUUAUAUUUAUAGUGGUAAAAUAGACAUUGAUAAUAGUAAUGUACAAGAUAUUUUAAUCGCUAGUGAUAUGCUUCAACUUGAUGAAGUUGUUCAAUUUUGUUGUCAUUAUUUAUCCAUUAGUUUAAAUGAAACAAAUGUUAUUGAUACAUGGAAAAUAGCCGAUGAAUUAGGUUGUUUAUCGUUAAAGGAAAAUGCAGAACAUUAUAUAUUAACAAAUUUUUGUAAUUUAAUUAAAUUUGAUAUGAUUAAAUCCAUUCCACAUAAUCUAUUGAUUAAAAUUAUUUCUAAUGACGAUCUAAUUAUUGAUAAUGAAGAACAAGUUCUUGAAGCUAUAUUAAUAUGGUUUUAUCAUAAUCAUGAACAAUCAUUUGAACAAUUAUUUGAUAGUGUUAGAUUUGAAUACAUUUCUAAAGAACAUCAAAAGAAAAUUUUACAUCAAAUUGGAUUUGAAAAUCCAUCCAUAAUUCAUCGUAUUGAACAAAUAAUAACUAAUCGAGAAUGUCGUAUCAAUAACAGUCCAGUAAGACGUGGUAUGAGACAAACAUGCUAUCUGUUUGGUGGUUAUGGUUCCAGUAUAGACGAUGAUAAUUCACAUCUAUUAGCAGCAUCAUAUCGUUGCCAUUUAGAUAUUAAUGAUUCAUCGCCAUCAUCCUAUUCAAUUGAAAUUGAACAAAUUUCUGGCGACGAAAUGCGUUAUCCACGAAUGCAUCAUCAAACUGCAGCACUUGGUAGUCUUAUUUAUAUUGUUGGUGGUGAAGACGGUGAUAAUAUAUUUAAUUCUGUUGAAAUAUUUGAUUCAUUAUCAAAAGUUAAUAAUGAAAAAUGGAGACAAGGAAAUUCAAUGAUAACACCAAGAUGUAAUUUUGGUUUAGUAUCAUUAGAUUCUACAACAUUAUAUGCUUUAGGUGGUCACAUUGGAGCUGAUAUAACGUCAUCUAUUGAAAUGUUCAAUAGUCAAACAGGUCAAUGGAUAGUAUUACCGUAUAAAUUAAAAUCUCCAUGCUAUGGUUUUGCUUGUGUACAGUUAAAUGGUUUAAUAAUAUGUAUUGGUGGUUCAUGUAUAUUUAAUUUACCGGUUAAAACAACAGAAAUAUUUAAUCCUCGAACAGGACAAAGUUAUUUAUGUACAGAUAUGAAUGAAGCACGAACACUAUGUUCAGCAUGUGUUGAUGAUGAACACGAGAGAAUCUAUGUUUUUGGUGGUGCUGAUGCUAAUGGAAAUAGUUUACGUUCCGUUGAAGCUUAUAAUUCAUCAGAUUGUCGUUGGUACAAAUUACCAUCGAUGCUGUUCAAUCGUAUUAGUCCAUGUGUUUAUCGUAUUGGCUAUUACAUAUUUGUUUUUGGUGGACGAACAAGUUUAGCACAUCACUCUGAAAUAUUGAAUACAGCUGAAAUAUAUCAUAUCGAGAAAAAAACAUGGAUACGAACAAAUGAUGUACCGAUUCAUAUAUAUGGCGCAGCAACUGUUCUUCGAUGA